Coffea eugenioides is the source of this 486-nucleotide messenger RNA. Its product is annotated as EG45-like domain containing protein. The transcript is spliced from 3 exons. The record is from RefSeq and is a predicted model, not a curated record. NCBI's taxonomy places the organism in Eukaryota, Viridiplantae, Streptophyta, Magnoliopsida, Gentianales, Rubiaceae. Gene Ontology annotation, biological process: systemic acquired resistance. Gene Ontology annotation, cellular component: apoplast; cell wall. Bases 1 to 486 code for a protein of 161 amino acids.
AUGGCAGCAUUGCACAAUAAUAUGGUGCUUGUAGGCAUUUUGGUGACCCUCUUUUUUACUGCACAUGCGGAUGAUGGCACCGCUACUUUCUACGCACAAUAUGACCCCUCAGCAUGUUUUGGAACCAAUACCCCUACAGGGCUGAUUGCCGCAGCCAGCGCUGAUAUAUGGCAGGAUGGUGCUGCCUGUAGGACAAGAUACAGAAUAACUUGCACUGAUGGUACGAACCUCGGCACCCCACGCCCUUGCACUGGUCAGAGUGUUGAAGUUGAGAUAGUUGAUUUCUGUCGUAACUGUCGAGGCACCUUUGAUCUCAGCCAAGAUGCCUUUGCCAUAAUCGCGGACACUAAUGCUGGCAAAAUCUUGAUUGAAUACGACCAGUAUGGUCUGAAGUCCACUGGAACUUCUUUAAAGGAUACAAAGGCGCAAGGGAUGAUCAUGUUCCAAGUAGCUGCGGUUCCUCAUCUUGGGGGAAUGGAUGAUUAA